Messenger RNA from Purpureocillium lilacinum, 954 nucleotides. RefSeq lists its product as uncharacterized. NCBI's taxonomy places the organism in Eukaryota, Fungi, Ascomycota, Sordariomycetes, Hypocreales, Ophiocordycipitaceae. The record is from RefSeq and is a predicted model, not a curated record.
AUGGGCUCCCUUCUGAGAGGCGCCCGCCAGCUGGGCCGCGUGCUGCUCGUGGCGUCGGUGCUCUCGACGGCCGUCUCGGCCAUCGAAAUUGACCUCUGCGCGAGCUUCAACACCGCCGACAUGUCCAGAAACAUCAGCAUCUACCAAACCAACGGCCUGUGCCACGACUUCUGCCUGCAGAAGAACCAGGCCUACGCCAUCACGCAGGCCAAUGGCUGCUGGUGCUCUGACUACACGCCCGCAAAGUCUGUUCAGGUCGGCAAGAGCAAGUGUGACACGCACUGCCCUGCUUUCCCAGCAGAAUUCUGUGGCGGCGAUGGCGUCUUUGGCUACAUUGCCCUCAACAAUGUUCUUCCCUCGGGCACGCGGGGCGGCUCCGACCCAACCUCGACCUCGUCUACAUCCAAGACCUCCGACAGCUCGUCGGAUACACCCACCCCAACGACCUCGAUGGUUCAAACUGUCACCGCCGGCGGUACAAUCAAGACGGUCACCAUUGUCCCCACAGCGACGGGCGGCACCGGUGGCGACGCCUCUAAUGAACGCACCGGCUCCACUGUCCAGAGGAGCGGGCUGAGCACGGGCGCCGUGGUCGGCAUCGUGGUCGGCGUCAUCCUCGCCGUCAUUGCCGUGGUCGGCAUCGCGCUGUUCUUCUGGCUGCGGCGCAGGAGGCAGAACCGCGACGACUAUCAGGAUGACCCCAGCGUCCGGGGCAGCUCGUCGGGCAUGACGGACGGCCGCCCGGAGAUGUCCGGGGCUCCUGGUUCUCCGGGCUCGGCCGGCAACCGUAGCAGCAUGUUGCAAGUUGACCCGCGCAUGGACCCGUUCAAGCAGGGAUUGUACGCCCGCAACGGCAGUCAUGAGAGCGUCAACACGCUGCGCGACGACCACGACUACUCGCGCCGGAUUCAGCAACCCAAGGUGCUCCGCGCGAUGAACCCCGAUCCCGAAUAA